Molecule: messenger RNA, 771 nt
Organism: Exophiala spinifera
Lineage: Eukaryota; Fungi; Ascomycota; Eurotiomycetes; Chaetothyriales; Herpotrichiellaceae
Exons: 4
Coding region: 1-771 (256 amino acids)
Source: RefSeq, a predicted model, not a curated record
AUGGACGACCCUGUGGCCGAGAUACCACACAUCAUAAAGACACUGGUUACCGCGCCGUCUGAUGUACAAUCCGACACCAUCAAGUUAUAUUUCACGCCCGCCGCAUCAUUCACCCACCCAUUUUGCAGAACGGGGAGUUUUCCCGGUUCGAUCUGGCUCAUCAUCAUGAUUUACCGCUGGUACAAAAUCCUCAGCCCUCACGUCGACAUCUGGAUUGACAGUGUUGCAUUCGACAAAGAAAAGCUUCUCCUCUACGUGUCGAUGCAUCAGGAUUUCAGACUCUGGGUGGUCCCAUUCUACAUCGCUCCCGUCAAACUGGUCACCGUCUUGCAGCUUACCACCGAUCCCACAUCACAGGCUCCGGACGAGUCUGCUCCGCAAGUGGAGAAAUCGCCAUUGAAACGAGCGAAGAAAGGCAAGGGAGGGGGUCAGGGCAGGAGGAAGAGCAUGAUCUCAUUCGAGGGUAAGAGCAAGCGGGAUGCUCCUGACCGCUCUUCUGAUCAGUACGUAGGCGACGACAGCGAUGACGACGACAUAAAGUACUUUAUUCAAUCCCAGGACGAUCUGUACCAAACGAGCGAGUGGAUCAAGUUCAUACUGCCAUGGGGAGUGGGUGUCCUGUUGAUGGUCCUUUGGCAAUUCUGGGCGACAUUUCUGUGUGUUGUGGGAACCAAGGUCGUCGACACCAUCCUGUGGUUGCCACGGAAGUUGUACUUUUCAGAUGUUGAGAUCUUUGAUAACACCGCCAACAAAGCGCUUGGGCCUGAUUGA